CCCCAUCUUCCCUUUCCCUCCCCCUCCCCGGCUUCCCCGGCGGUCCUUCUCUUGUCCCCGCUACCCAUUGGAGAGGCCAUGCCGCCUUUUGGGCCUUCUCUCUCGCAUCUGAGUUUAUUGCUUGGUAGGAUACUUCCCUCUGGACCCUGGGACCCUCACACUGGACUGACAGUGGUCCCCGCCUAGCAAACGUCUUAUCGUCACCCUGACCUCCCGUUCCCGACCACUCCCUCCAAUUGUUCACCUUUACGUCCAACAUGCCACCCCAUCUACACCCCCGAUCGCGGUCAACAUCCUCCCUUUUCGCCGGGACGCUCCUUGCGUCGCUGGUCGUUGUUGGCCUGCCGCACGUCUUUCCCUGUCCUGCCCCGCGUCGCACAUUCGCCGAUUCCGAGAUGGUAAUGUCGGCAGAUGGUCAGCCCAUCCAAAGAACUCGGAGACGGCGCCGGAAGGACGACGAAAUGCUCGGUCCAGACGACAAUGCGCUCGUCCGAGCCCAGCCCACUGCCGAUGAAGAGGUGUCUACGUUCCUACAAUUGGAAGAGGAGGCACAGAGAUUGGCCAAGGCGGGCCACGAGUGCCCUGUUCCAAAGCCUCGAGACACCGAGAUUGACUGGACUACGUAUAUGCAACAAAUCUCGCUAUAUUUAUCUGGAGAACGCGACUACACUCUAAUCAAAGGAUCCACUGGACCUCUCGUCUAUCCGGCUGGCCAUGUGUACAGUUACACCUUUCUCUACCAUCUCACCGAUGAGGGGCGCGAUAUUCUUCUCGGACAGAUCCUCUUCGCUGUACUCUACUUGAUUACUCUUGUGGUGGUGCUGGCUUGUUAUAGACAGUCGGGAGCUCCGCCGUAUCUGCUUCCGCUCCUAGUUCUCUCCAAGCGACUACAUAGCGUUUUUGUCCUGCGGUUGUUCAACGAUGGCCUGGCGGCGCUUGCUAUGUGGGUUGCCAUUCUGUUGUUUCAGAAUCGGCAAUGGACUGUUGCCGUCAUUGUGUGGUCUCUGGGUGUGGCGGUCAAGAUGACACUGUUGCUUCUUGCUCCGGCGAUUGCUGUGGUCACUGUGCUCAGCCUGUCUCUUUUGCCCAGCAUUCGGCUUGGUGUUCGGGCGGUGCUUAUCCAGGUGUUACUCGCAAUGCCAUUCCUACAUAAUAACCCGGCAGGAUACCUCUCGCGGGCAUUUGAGCUAACCAGACAGUUCAUGUUCAAAUGGACGGUGAAUUGGAGAUUUGUUGGCGAAGAACUAUUUCUAUCCAAGAAGUUCUCCCUGGCGCUGCUAGCGGUACAUGUUGUUCUGCUGGGCGCUUUUGCUGUCACUGGUUGGCUGAGGCCCUCCGGAUCUAGCCUGCCCGUAUUCAUCAAGAAUCUUCUGCUGGGUCAACAACGCACGGUAUCCCUCUCCAAAUCCUACAUCAUGACCGUGAUGUUAUCGUCUCUUGCAGUCGGCUUGUUGUGCGCAAGGUCCCUUCACUAUCAAUUCUUCGCCUAUCUGUCCUGGGCCACCCCCUUCCUUCUCUGGCGCGCAGGUUUCCACCCUGUCCUGCUGUACCUCACAUGGGCAUUGCAAGAGUGGGCUUGGAACGUCUUUCCCAGUACCGACCUCAGUUCCAUGGUUGUUGUCAUCUCACUUGCUGCCCAGACUUUCGGCGUCCUUGCGAAUGGCGCCAGCGCCUUUGAUACCAUGCGUUUGAAAGAUAGCGGUAAAGAGCAUACUCAAUAG
This is a messenger RNA of Aspergillus sclerotioniger CBS 115572, 1721 nucleotides long. RefSeq names its product glycosyltransferase family 58 protein. The record is from RefSeq and is a predicted model, not a curated record. Gene Ontology annotation, molecular function: dol-P-Man:Man(5)GlcNAc(2)-PP-Dol alpha-1,3-mannosyltransferase activity. Lineage: Eukaryota; Fungi; Ascomycota; Eurotiomycetes; Eurotiales; Aspergillaceae. The coding region runs from base 258 to 1721 and encodes 487 amino acids. Gene Ontology annotation, cellular component: endoplasmic reticulum. The transcript has 3 exons.